AUGGCCUCCGUCUGCAUAUCAAACUGCGUUGACGAUUCCAGCCCAACCCCCGGCCGGACGACUUACAUAAACCACCAUAGGUGGCCAGAAUCCGACGUAGAAUUCGUGAGGCUGGUACGAUCGAAAGCGAGCCCGGGAGUGCAUGACCAACCCCCUAAGGUGGUGGAUAGCAUCUCAUGCAGGCAGAUGUACUUGAGGAGCUACACGUUUUCAAGGAAAGAGAGUGUCCCCGAGAAGGCCAGGAAGUGUCUGGGAAGGGUAAUAGGCCGGAGAGUGGUUUUCCAGAGAAGGAGGAAGACGACGAAUUCGGAGAGGAGGAAAAAGAGCAAGUGUUUGGUUCUUACGAGGGGUCAGAAUGUGUCUUGUGCUCCAUUGUUGGCAAUCUUUCGCCGUUUUUUGUUUUGCACUGCCAAGUUGGAUAUGGCUGGCUGA
Ziziphus jujuba (common jujube) is the source of this 432-nucleotide messenger RNA. RefSeq lists its product as uncharacterized. The record is from RefSeq and is a predicted model, not a curated record. The transcript has a single exon. Bases 1 to 432 code for a protein of 143 amino acids. Lineage: Eukaryota; Viridiplantae; Streptophyta; Magnoliopsida; Rosales; Rhamnaceae.